Molecule: messenger RNA, 345 nt
Organism: Haemonchus placei
Lineage: Eukaryota; Metazoa; Nematoda; Chromadorea; Rhabditida; Trichostrongylidae
Source: the annotation of a GenBank genome assembly
AUGAUAGGAAGAGCCGACAUCGAAGGAUCAAAAAGCAACGUCGCUAUGGACGCUUGGCUGCCACAAGCCAGUUAUCCCUGUGGAUCGAUAGGCCACGCUUUCGCGGUCUGUACUCGUACUGAAAGUCAAGAUCAAGCGAGCUUUUGCCCUUUUGCUCUACGAGAGGUUUCCGUCCUCUCUGAGCUAGCCUUAGGACACCUGCGUUACGGUUUGACAGAUGUACCGCCCCAGUCAAACUCCCCGCCUGACACUGUCUUCGGCGAGAGUCGCAAUGCCACCAGGUGGCUUUGCUUAAAACAAAGAAAAAAGAGCCGGAGCUCAAUUCUCUCCUCACCGAAUAAGUAA